AUGUAUAAAGAGUCUCAAAUAAUACCUUCCCCAACAGCAGCCACUAGAGUCAGCAGCAUGGAAGACCAACCAAUGAUUAUUGAUCCUUCAAAGCACCAAGUGCCUCGCGUGGAGCCCAAGAUUGCAGUUGACUUUGUAUCUGAGAUUGAUGUUGAGAAGAGUUCCGAUACUGAAUACCGCGGGAAGCUCCCAUUGAGAAAACCUAUAGCAACUCGUCAUGGUGCUUAUGGUGGAGCAUUGUGCUCUCAAGCUAUUUUGGUUGCCAUGAGAUCUGUGCCUUCCGGUUUCAGGCCUCACUCAAUCCACUCAUAUUUCACAAAGGGCGUGCAUGAAGAGUCAGUUAUAGAAUGGAAAGUGCAAAAGAUAUCUGAUGGUAAAACUUAUGCCAAUAGAAUUGUACUUGGUUGUCAAGAGAACGAAGUUGUUUACACUGCCAGUAUUUCACUAACCACAAGAAACGUGACCAAACCAAGAGAUGAUGGAUUGGUACCCUUUAGUUAUCAAAACGAUGCCCCAAGAGAGCUUUUGCAUUACGACAUCAGCAAAUUGAAAGGGAUCGCCAAUCCAAACUUGCACAUUACUCUUCGAGAAACUCCCAAAUCCAAAGUUGAUGAUGUUUAUCCAUACUUGAUCAAAUUUGGUAUUCCAGAAUGUGAGACUGUUUUGCCAGUACCUGAGGAGUACAAGUACUCAUUAUUCACUUGGAUCACAGAUUGGAUGUUUUUAUCAAGAGCAUUUGCUAGUGGUAUAGGAAAAAGGGUCAAGGCUCAAUUUGAUGUUUCUUUGGAUCACACAAUUUAUUUCCAUGACGAUGAUCUAGAUGCCACAAAAUGGGUUGGUGUUAGCAUGAGACCAGGUAGAUCUGAACAUGGAAGAACCUUGAUGACUUGUGAUUUGUACAAUGAAAAGGGAAAGCAUGUUGCUACAGUAGUUCAAGAGCGGUUAUUUAUUGUUAAACCGACUGCACAUUUAUAG
This is a messenger RNA of Lodderomyces theae, 975 nucleotides long. RefSeq lists its product as uncharacterized. Bases 1 to 975 code for a protein of 324 amino acids. Gene Ontology annotation, biological process: acyl-CoA metabolic process; fatty acid catabolic process. Gene Ontology annotation, molecular function: fatty acyl-CoA hydrolase activity. The transcript has a single exon. Gene Ontology annotation, cellular component: peroxisomal matrix. The record is from RefSeq and is a predicted model, not a curated record. Lineage: Eukaryota; Fungi; Ascomycota; Pichiomycetes; Serinales; Debaryomycetaceae.